GGAAGCUUGUCUCUCCCGGCCAGCGGCAUUCGUGUGUGGCGACGGCGUGCGAGUGUUCACUUGAACUUGUUGGAAAAAGUGGAGAAAUGGGCGAUUUGACGACACUUUUCAUUUCCGUUGGGCUCAGUGAGCAAAAGGCGAAGGAAACGCUGAAAAACGAACCUCUCACUUCUGCCCUGAAGAACGCAAUUACUCAGGCCUGUAAUAUCCGUGGAGCAACAGAAGUGGAUAAAGCCAUGGGGACAUUGUUGUACAGCUUGGCCUCUCGCCUCAAAGACCCAAAACGCCUGGGGUUUCUGACAGAAAAUAUAGCUCAGCGCAAAAUAUGCACAGAGCAACAACUUGCAGCUGCUUUAGAAUUUGUGAAGACUCACCCCCAGGACCCCCUAAGCCAGAGUGACUUUGAUGAAGCCUGUGGAGUGGGCGUGGUUAUAACACCAGAGCAGAUUGAAGAUGCAGUGGAGUCUGUGAUCAAGAAGCACAAAGAGCAGCUCGUAAAGGAGCGAUACCACUUCAACAUGGGCCUGCUAAUGGGGGAUGUGCGCUUUGCUCUGAAAUGGGCUGAUGGGAAAGCUCUCAAAAAUGAGGUGGACAUGCAGGUCCUGCACCUCUUGGGACCCAAGACUGAAGCUGACCUGGAGAAGAAAUCUAAGCCCCAGAAAGCUAAACCUGAGAAUGAAGUGAAGGCCAAAAAAGAAGAGGCAGUAUUGAAUGGUGAGGAUACAGCUAUAGAAGGAAAGUCCCUAAUGGAGCAGCUCAGAGGGGAGGCCCUAAAGUUCCAUAAACCAGGAGAGAACUAUAAAACGGAGGGCUACGUGGUUACACCCAACACUAUGAACUUGCUCAAAAAGCACAUGGAGCUCUUUGGUGGACAGAUACGUACCCGUUUCCCACCCGAGCCAAAUGGUAUUCUUCACAUUGGACACGCCAAAGCCAUUAACUUUAAUUUUGGUUAUGCAAAGGCAAACAAUGGAAUUUGUUACUUGAGAUAUGAUGACACAAAUCCAGAGAAGGAGGAGGAGAAAUACUUCACUGCCAUCAAAGACAUGGUGGAGUGGCUUGGCUACACACCCUAUGCAGUCACACAUGCAUCUGACAACUUCCAACAACUGUACGAUCUUGCCGUGGAUCUCAUUCGCAGGGGUCAUGCGUAUGUGUGCCACCAGAAGGGGGAGGAACUCAAAGGCCAUAAUGCUCCUCCGUCACCGUGGCGGGAUCGUCCCGUUGAAGAAUCGCUAGUAUUGUUUGAAAGGAUGAAAAAAGGAUUGUUUGCCGAGGGUGAAGCUACAUUAAGGAUGAAGAUGGUUAUGGAGGACGGGAAAAUGGACCCUGUGGCGUACAGAAUCAAAUAUACGCCGCAUCAUUGUACAGGAGAUGAAUGGUGCAUCUACCCCACGUACGACUACACCCACUGCCUGUGUGACUCCAUUGAAAAUAUCACACACUCGCUAUGCACCAAAGAGUUUCAGGCCAGGCGAUCAUCCUAUUAUUGGCUAUGUAAUGCUCUGGACCUAUACUGCCCUGUUCAGUGGGAAUAUGGCCGCCUGAACCUCACCUACACUGUCGUGUCCAAGAGGAAGAUCAUCAAAUUGGUAGAGAGUGGCGCAGUCAGAGACUGGGACGAUCCUCGCCUCUUUACUUUAACUGCUCUUAGGAGGAGAGGCUUCCCACCAGUGGCAAUUAACAACUUCUGUGCUCGGGUGGGAGUCACAGUUUCCCAGACGACGACCGAGCCCCAUCUUCUGGAAGCUUGUGUGAGGGAUGUGCUGAAUGAGACGGCCCCGCGAGCCAUGGCUGUGUUGGAACCGAUCAAAGUCACAAUAGUCGACCUUCCUGAGGGCGUAAAGUCAAACAUACAAGUGCCAGACUUUCCUGCUCACGAGGCCAAGGGAAGCCACACAGUGCCUUUUACAAGCACCAUCUUCAUUGAACAGAGUGACUUCAGAGAGGUGAUUGAGAAAGGCUACAAGCGCCUAACCCCAGAACAGCCUGUAGGACUAAGGCAUGCUGGUUUUGUUAUCUCUGUCCAGAAGGUCAUCAAGGAUGCUCAGGGUAAAGUGGUAGAACUGGAGGUAAGCUGCUGUAGCUCCGAUAAAGCUGAGAAACCAAAGGCCUUUAUCCACUGGGUCUGCCAGCCGCUCGUGUGUGAAGUGCGCAUCUAUGAAAAACUAUUCCUGCACAAACAUCCCGAGGACCCAGCUGAGGUGCCCAAUGGCUUCUUGAGUGACAUCAACCCUAAUUCGCUGCAAGUGAUCACCAGUGCCCUCGUUGAUACCUCUGUCAAAGGAGCUAAAGUUUUUGACAAAUUCCAGUUUGAGAGAGUUGGUUAUUUCUCUCUGGACCCUGACAGCACAGAGGACAAGCUGGUCUUUAACAGGACGGUUACUCUCAAAGAGGACCCUGGGAAGAUUUAAGUGUCUGACUGCGAUCAAGUUAUGCGUUCUGCUUCCCAAGAGCCCACCGAUACACGCCAAACAUCUGUUUGGUCCACAUCACGUAUAAAGCCAGCAAGGCACGUACUGUUUUGGUUGAGAUUUAAACAUAUGGGAUACUGACCAUAGUUGAACUUCAUUCAUUUCACAUGCAUUUUUUUUUACCCUGAUUGAAGAAAUCUGUGACAAAAUAUGUAAGUAUUUCAUAAAUGUCAAUCUUUGCCAGUCUGUCACUUCAUGAAUAUUUUAAAUUGGUGUUUCCUCUUUGAUUUUAUACAAUAUGUAGUAAUCAAAAAUCUAUUGUACCUCAUGGUAUUGUCACGACUCUUCUGACAUGGAGAUGUUAUCAAAUACAGGAAAGCAUUUUUUUAAGUCACAACGGUGCUCAUGUAUCAGGCAAAAUAAAAAAAAUUGUAAGAAGACAAUAGUUUGUCUGG
Molecule: messenger RNA, 2869 nt
Organism: Doryrhamphus excisus (bluestripe pipefish)
Lineage: Eukaryota; Metazoa; Chordata; Actinopteri; Syngnathiformes; Syngnathidae
Gene: qars1
Product: glutaminyl-tRNA synthetase 1
Biological process (GO): glutaminyl-tRNA aminoacylation; translation
Cellular component (GO): cytoplasm; aminoacyl-tRNA synthetase multienzyme complex; cytosol
Molecular function (GO): glutamine-tRNA ligase activity; ATP binding
Source: RefSeq, a predicted model, not a curated record